UCCAUGUUUUUUUUGCAGAAGGAACUCAGAUGUAAACCAUCACAGUUUACAAUCUCAAAUCUGAUCUCCUCAACAUUAUAUUGUUUAAAAGUGCAAGCAUUUUCCGAAUUAUAUAAUAAAAGUAGUGCUUUUAGCAAUGUAACUUGCAUAAAAACAGCCAAAGGAGAAUCUUCACCUCUCAUCCCCCUAUUUAUUUCUCUUGGCGUGGUUUUUAUAAUAUGUGUCUUCAUUGUUAUUUUCUGUGCUUGGAGAAAAAUAAACUAUGUAUUCUUCCCAAAAUGUAAACCUCCAAGGGUCAUAGACAUAGAGACCUUUGGAGAAAAGGAUUUGAACAUAUUGUAUUUCCCAACUGCAGAAGAGCAAACAGACAAAUGUAUGGUCAUAAAUUCCAGUGUUGCUCUUCCAUGUACAGUUAACCUGGAUGAUGUCAGAUUCGAUAGAGAGUUGGAACAGAUCAGUCAAGACUCAGGAAACUAUUUUAUAGAUGACAUUAUCAUUUCUGGAGAUAACGACUCCCGUCAAUCCUCAGAACUAAUAACAGUAUAAUGCAAGAUAAUACAAGCUGGAAACAAGAUGAGGAAAGCAUCAUAAUGAGGAAAACUUGCUAAUUAUAGAAAUAAUCUAUAUUACCAUUAGUCUAUAAAGAACAAAGACCUAUGCCUAAAAGUGGGCCACAAGCUGCCUUUGCUGACAAUGAUUUUGAGCUUUGGGGCCUGCUGCUGGAAGAGCCACAAAUUUGUUUUCUCUUCUUAAAAUGCUAUAGGAAAAAAUGACUUUAUAUGACUGGUGCUGAAAUCAUAUUCCUGUGUUUAUGUAUACAUACAAAAAACACACCUGGGCAUUUCAUUUUUACAGUAUUAAUUGUAGUGGAUUCUAAGUGACUGAUUGUAGGCUGAGCCAGCCUAUAGGAGUUUUCUAAAGUAUUUAAAGAAAAAGUCUACUCAUCGUUUUAAAAGGAAGGAAAGGAGGAAAGAAGAGUGUCUGUGUGUACCAAAUAUAUGCAGUGGUUAUGUUUUCCUUGUGCUGUAUGAUCACAGUACUGUGUGGGACUGCCGUGGAAUAAGCCUUGCUACAAAGCUCAAAGUCUAUUGAGCAGUAAUACCCUGAUGUAUGCCAGUGAGACUUGGACUGUAUAUAGGAGGCAGACUAGGCAAUUGAACCUCUUCCAAACAACCUUUGUAGAAUUCCGAGGAUCCGGUUGCAGGAGAAGGUGCCAGGUACAGAAAUCCUCUCCAGAGCAGGUGUGCCAUCAGUUCAACCCUGCUGAUGAAAGCCCAGACACCCUGGGCAGGCCAUGUUGCAAGGAUUCCAGACCAUCGCAUCCCUAAACAGCUCCUCUAUGGUGGGCUGUCUCAAGGAAAGCAAUCACACGGGGGACAAUGGAAGCGAUACAAAAACAUGUUGAAAGCCUCCUUCAAGUCCCUGGAUAUCAACACCACCUCCUGGGAAACCCUGGCACAAGAUCGAUCAACAUGGCACACGCUGAUCCACCAAGGCUGCCAGGCAUCUGAGGACAGAAGAACAACCGUAGCACAGGAGAAGUGAGCACUCCGCAAAGCAGCCAGAGCUGCAAAUGCUGUAACAAUGGUGUCCACAUGUCUGCCUGACAUGUGGCAGAACAUUCUAAACCCAUAUA
Molecule: messenger RNA, 1636 nt
Organism: Thamnophis sirtalis
Lineage: Eukaryota; Metazoa; Chordata; Lepidosauria; Squamata; Natricidae
Source: RefSeq, a predicted model, not a curated record